This is a messenger RNA of Gastrolobium bilobum, 1460 nucleotides long. Its product is annotated as zinc finger protein 4-like. Gene Ontology annotation, biological process: negative regulation of abscisic acid-activated signaling pathway. The coding region runs from base 445 to 1218 and encodes 257 amino acids. The transcript is spliced from 2 exons. The record is from RefSeq and is a predicted model, not a curated record. Lineage: Eukaryota; Viridiplantae; Streptophyta; Magnoliopsida; Fabales; Fabaceae.
AACUCUCCACUCCCAUCUUACCUUUGCUUUCCCAUAAUUAAACAUCACUGCCCACCAUCUCAUUGUCUCUAUCUUUCUCCCUCCAUUUACUCUCCCUUUAUUUUUAUUCCUUUUUCAGUUAAAUUGUUUUAUACUAUUAGAAGAAGAAAAAAAAACUUAGUUCUCACUUUACCUUCUGUUAGUGUUUCAUGAACUUAAAAAUCCCAUAGGCUUGUUUUGUCUUCUCAUAAUCAACCAUACCAGGAGAAGAAACACUGAAAUACAUGUCUCCAAUUCCAAAGUGAUCUCAGAAGCAAGACACUUUCACUUGAUCUUGAAACUUGAGAGAGAGAGAGAGGGACCAAACAGUUCUUUCACUUCAAGCUCUUACAAAUAAAUCUUAUUCUGGUGGUAGGUUGAUGCACUUAUUUGGUCAAUUAGCUUGAAAAUUAGCACGGGUAAAUCAUGAAACCAAACUUUGAUCUUGAAGUGGAGGCCUCAGCAGAAGAUGAAUCUGAAGUUAGUAGCAAUGCUGCUUCCAAUAUAUCUAUUCAUGAAACCACUGCAGGCCCUUGUAAUGAAAGCCCCACUAACCCUUCCAAUGUCACAAAUCCAACAGAGCUUCAUCCUCAUUCAGAUGCUAUAUCACUUGAUUUAACUCUCAACUUCAAUAAGAAUGACUUAGUGGCAAGAGAUUCAAUAGGAUUCUCAUUCUCAAGCACUAGUGAGAGCAGCAACAAUGAACCUGCUUCUCAAACUACUGCAGCAACCAUCCCAAGAGUUUUCUCUUGCAAUUACUGUCAGCGCAAAUUUUUAAGCUCACAGGCUCUUGGUGGCCACCAAAAUGCACACAAGAGAGAAAGAACAUUAGCAAAGAGAGCUCUGAGAAUGGGGUUUUUUUCUGAAAGGUAUGCCAGUGUAGCAUCUCUUCCUCUAUAUGGUUCAUUUAGGUCCUUGGGGAUAAAGGCACACUCUUCAAUGCACCAUGGUUUUUCACCAACAAUAAGGCCUCCUGAGAUAAAAAGCAAUGCAAGAUUUGAGCAAGGAUAUAUUGGUCUUCCAAUAUUCUUGGAGGAUGAUGAUGCAGAACUGUUGUGGCAAGGUAGUUUCCGUAAGGUUACUGAGGGAGGUAAUACUCAUCAGAACUUCAUAACUGGAAGUUCAAAUUUGAGUUUUGCUGAGGUGAAUCCACCAGUUGAGACAGAGAACUCGACACCCGAAUUAACAUUGAAACUUUGAUGGGGUUAACAAGAGUUUCCUCUUAUUUUGUACAGUAAGACAUACAUGCAAGGGCAAUGAUGAUGCCAGAUUGAUCAUUAUACUUGCUGGGCCACCUGUGACUAUCUUCUUCAGUUUUCUCUUACAAAUCCUUGCUUUGGUGUUUUACUCUGCAUGUUUCUUGUUGUAUAAGAGCUCUGAGAGUACAAUUUUGGAGCUCCUGUGCCUGUCAUAUAAAUCCUGUUUUUUGUUUACUGUAAUUA